This is a messenger RNA of Nothobranchius furzeri (turquoise killifish), 1511 nucleotides long. Its product is annotated as olfactory receptor 10A3. Lineage: Eukaryota; Metazoa; Chordata; Actinopteri; Cyprinodontiformes; Nothobranchiidae. Gene Ontology annotation, biological process: G protein-coupled receptor signaling pathway; detection of chemical stimulus involved in sensory perception of smell. The record is from RefSeq and is a predicted model, not a curated record. Gene Ontology annotation, molecular function: olfactory receptor activity; G protein-coupled receptor activity; odorant binding. Gene Ontology annotation, cellular component: membrane.
AGCAUCGGGGGUGUGGUCACACGUGUGAAGCAAAGUCACGUUGAACCAAGGAUACGGCGGUGUGUGUCUGUGAGCUUCUCUCUAUAAAGAAGCAGAAGAAACACACAUGUUGAGAUUUGUGAGCGGGAGCUGCUUCCAUGUUUAGGUUCUCAGACGUUUAUCAUCUGAUCUUAAAUCCGUGCUGCAGCUCUGAUGGUUCCUUCUGAAACCCUGUGGAAGGGAAGCUUCAGCUGUAGCAGCGUUUGCUCAAAAUGUAAAACUUCAUUGUGAUUAUUCUAUCCACUAAUUAUGUUUCUGUUUUCAUUCCAAACUAAAACAAGGAUGAAGGUGAAUUCCACUCAGGUUGUAUAUUUUACUCUAAACGCCUACUUGGACACCAGUUCAUUCACCUGCUUCUUCUUCAUGAUAGUUCUGAUCCUGUAUGUUUUAAUCGUUGGUUGUAACGUUCUGCUCAUCGUGGUCAUCUGUGUGAACAGGACUCUACAUGAACCCAUGUACAUGUUUCUCUGCAGCCUGUUUGUGAAUGAGCUGUAUGGAAGUACAGGCUUGUUUCCCUUCCUGCUGAUUCAGCUUCUCUCUGAUGUUCACACCAUUUCCGCUCCUCUCUGUUUCCUGCAGAUCUUCUGCCUUCAUAGUUACGCAAGUAUAGAGUUUACCAACCUGGCCGUCAUGUCUUACGACAGAUACCUGGCCAUCUGUCGUCCUCUGCAGUAUAACACGCUGAUGACGAUGAAGAAAGUUGCAGUUCUCAUAGCAGCAUCGUUGGCAUUUUCUAUUUCAGGAGUUAUGAUAACAACAUCUCUGAGUUUCUCCUUGCAGCUGUGUGGAAACAUCAUAAACAAAGUCUACUGCAACAACUACUCUAUAGUUACACUGGCCUGCUCCGACACUACGGUUAAUAAUGUUUAUGGACUAACUGGGACAUCUGUGAGCGUCCUGCUCCCGGUGGUUCUGAUCAUCUACACCUACAUGAGGAUCCUUAAAGUGUGUUUUUCUGGAUCCAAACAGACCCGACAGAAAGCCGUCAGCACCUGCACGCCUCACCUGGCCUCUCUGCUCAACUACACCUUUGGUUCUUGUUUUGAGGUGAUUCAGAGCAGGUUUAACAUGACAAGAGUUCCUAACGUUGUAAGAAUAUUUUUAUCUUUGUACUUUCUAACAUGUCAGCCUCUUUUGAACCCUCUGAUGUACGGCCUGCACCUGUCUAAAAUACGCAGCCUGUGGAAAAAGUUGUUUCGUAACAAGUGGAGGUAACAGCUUUCUGAGAGGUGAUGCUUUUGACAUGUUCACACAAAUCUCCUAAGUUAACACUGAUGUUAUUUUGUGUGCAAAAAUGAAUUAAAAUGAUAAUUCAACCGCUCUUUAACCUGCUGAAAGUUUAAACGUCCUUAUUGAAAGUCUGCUAGUCACCUGCUGAUUGUAAUCAGGUGUGUUGGAACAGAGAUAAAAGUAAAACGUGCCGGGCCCUCCUGGUUAAAGUGCUGCUUGUGAGUGAGUUUCUACUCAAGCUC